AAAAGGUGGUAUUGGAGUUAUCGAUUUUAGGCGGAUAGUCUGGACUGGUUUAAAAAUGAUGAAGUGAGUACGAAGAAAGUCUGUUACAAUUUUAUUUCUAUGGUUAUUGUAACUACUUUGCACAUAUAAAUUGAUUGUUUAUAUCAAAAGUAUGAUUUGGAGUUCUUUCGCAACAAAAUUUGGGAAGAAUAUGGAUUAUUGGCUUAAACAAACCAUAUUAUCAGACAAUCAGGAUUUAUCAACCGUUUGCUUCAAAUUGCUCAGCUGGUUGGAUGCCGAACUUUGUGGCACAAUGACGUAUAAAUAUAUUGAAACAAUUCUUACGGGUGCCGUGUUCGUUGAUAUCAUAUUUGAAAUAAUGGGAGAAGAAAUGACUAAAGAUUUAAUGGAGACACAUGCGCACCACAGGCUAUUUUUAAAAGAUAAUUGUAAAAUAUUAAGUGAAGUAGGGGUAACUGUACAUUCAGCUGCUAAUAUUUUAACAACUCCUGAAGGAUAUAAAUAUAUUUUUACGAUUGAAAAUAUACUAAAACAUUUUCUAAUUGAUGUUAACUUGAUUUAUAAUUAUAAGCGGUCAUCAAAAAAUAUAAGUAUAGAUAAUGCGAAGUACAAAAUGCUGUUAAUAGUUCAAAGAAUCUUCCAGUUGCCACCGAAAAAUAUUGAUAUUUCCGUGAAUAGGUUGGUAUCUCAUUGUGAUUUUUCUUUACUUGGGCAUAUUUUUUUAGAAGAAACAAAUAGCUUACAUAUUUGCAAAUAUAAGAUUUUAGAACAUAAAAUUUGCAAAAAAAUUUCCCAAGGAAAUAUAAGUUCAUCUUUUAUAAAAUCGAUGUAUGUAACAGCCUCAAGUUCAUUAAAGGGGAACACCUUUUUAAAAUCAUGCCUUAGAAAUGAUGUUUUCGGUACUAGCUUGGUACAAUUUUUCAUGCUAUUUUUUGAAAACCUUGAAAAAGAAGGAUAUAAUAUUACAAUAAAUUCCCAGCAUAAGUUAUCUGACAUAAUUUUUUUAGUGCAUUGUGCACUACAUUCAAAAACAUCUUGUUCUCAAUUAAAUAAAACAAUUCGUACUAACAAAAGCGUUGCACAACUUAUAAAAAAGUCAUUUUUUAUUUAUUAAUAAGUAUAAUUAGUAUGUAUGUAUGUAUAUGUUAACAAAUAUUUUAAUUUCCAAUAAAAGUAACAUAUACUGAAUACCAGUACGUGAAAAGGGUGAAAAGUAA
Bactrocera oleae (olive fruit fly) is the source of this 1217-nucleotide messenger RNA. RefSeq lists its product as uncharacterized. Lineage: Eukaryota; Metazoa; Arthropoda; Insecta; Diptera; Tephritidae. The record is from RefSeq and is a predicted model, not a curated record.